UUCCAGUCAAUAGCAGCCGUAACGCCACCACAAUGGCCGUCGGCGAUACCCCCUCAAGCCCUCAGCAAGCCGCCCCGCCGCAGCCCAUCGACAUCGAAGCAUGGACCGAGCAUGCGACUGUCGCCUUGAGCUCCGUGACUAUCUCCGCACCUGGAGAUGUCGUUCAGAGGCCCUCAGUCACGCUUGCGAUUCCUCUCGAUGAGCACGAUGCGCCUGCGCGUCCUGCGCUUGCGGCAGUUGCGAAAGAAGGCGGCUACUAUCGCCGCAGCGAUCUACUUCGUCGCGAUAGUAUGAAGCGGCGUGAGGCACUGCUGAAGGGCAAGGAGGGUACUAGGCGCAGGCAGAGGUGGGAGAAUGAUCGCCUCCUGAAUAACCCUUAUGCCGAACCUCCUCUUCCCAAGGACUGGGAAGUCCAUCCCACCCACCGCGUUACCAACGUCCCAUACUACCUCGCCCCGCUCUGGGACGCAGGUCUGAAAAGGCAAUCCAAUGAGCGCAAGACCGCCGCCGUUGCUCAGAAGAGCGCUACCAAAACCGUAGCCAACAAGCCCACGACACCCGGCGUCGUGCCGAAAGAGCUUCGCGAGAAACUCAAACGCUCGCGCGGCGCGAAGGGGCUGUUAAUGGAUCUUGAGGGCGAGGUGAGGAAGUUUGUUGUGGGCUGGGAGGAGAAAGAACGGAGGGCGGUGCAAGAUGGCUUGCCUGCUGAUCCGGAUAGCGAGGAUGAUGAGAUUGUGUUUGUGGGGCGAAAUGGUCAGAUGAACGAUAUGCAGGCUUCCAAGGACGGCGAUCAGAUCAAGCGUGAGCUUAUGCUCUUCGAAUCGCCAGAAGAAGACCUGGGAGGUAGCUUUGGCCGCUGGCUUGUGCACCACAUUGGCGUAUACUAUGGGCUGAACACCUGGUCGGUUACGACUGGCAACCCGGCGAGGCGCGAAGCGUACAUUGGGCUCAAAGGUGCGAAGCUCAGGACUGGUAAUCAGGGCGAACAGAUUUGCAGGCCUUUGCCUCGACCGCUAUAUGGCCUCGUCUGAUCGAUUCGCUGCGCUUCAUGGGCCGAAUCGGCGCUGGUCACUGGAUAACCUUUGUCUGAUCUAUAUCUAGUCUCCCUUCUCAGACUUUCGCUAUAUGUACGCAUCUCGUGUACAUAUCCGCAUCAAUUUCUCUUGCCUUUCACCUUUGUUUGUCAUUCUAUAUGCAUAUACAUUGGCAUGGGUAUCUAGAACUAGAUGGACAUAUCUGUAUACAACCACUUUCCCUUUCUUCCGGGAACAUGGAUGCUCUGCAUGGUGAUUCGCGA
Molecule: messenger RNA, 1297 nt
Organism: Cucurbitaria berberidis CBS 394.84
Lineage: Eukaryota; Fungi; Ascomycota; Dothideomycetes; Pleosporales; Cucurbitariaceae
Exons: 2
Coding region: 33-1031 (332 amino acids)
Molecular function (GO): nucleic acid binding
Source: RefSeq, a predicted model, not a curated record